CCCAGUCAUAAAGCACCACUUCAAAAUUUUAUAUCAUCAAGUUUUAGCGUCAGUGGCCCAACAGAUUCAUUCCCUCAAUCUCAACCGAAUUAUCAGGAUUUACCAAUGCCAGAAAACUCUCGGGGACACUCUCGAGCUGCACUUUUUGGUUCACAAGCUAUUGAUCAAGCCGUAUGUGGAAUUGGAGCCGGAUGUACUUCGGUUCUUUGCAUGCAUCCUCUUGAUUUACUCAAAGUGAAAUUUCAAGUAGCCACUUCACCAGUUCAUCUAAAAAGUACUUUAUCUCAAGUUAGUUCUAUCGCUUCAACACCAUCGACGCGACCAAAGAUACUCGCAAGCCUCGGUGAAAUUGUACGGUCUGAUGGAUGGAAAGGUUUGUAUCGUGGAUUGAGUCCAAAUAUGGUAGGGAAUGCAGCUAGUUGGGGACUUUACUUUUUGUGGUACUCGACUAUCAAAAAACGUAUGUCUACCGGUGCAGAUGGUUCCGAAACUGGUGUCAAACUUUCAGCCGCACAGCAUCUUUUCGCCUCAGCUUCCUCUGGGGUGAUCACUGCGAUGAUGACAAAUCCGAUAUGGGUAGUCAAGACAAGGAUGUUUACCACUCAGGUUCAUUCUCCGGGUGCCUAUACAAGUGUAUUGGACGGACUGAUAAGGAUAUCCAAAGAAGAAGGAGCUAGAGGACUUUGGAAAGGCAGUGUGUUAGCACUUGUUGGAGUUUCUAACGGAGCAAUUCAAUUUAUGACAUAUGAAGAACUGAAGAAAUGGAGACAAGAGGUCAGGAGACAGAAGAGUGGAAUAGCUUAUGCUUCGAUUGGUGAAGAUGAUCCUACCGCUUUGUCGAAUAUUGAGUAUGUGAUCUUGAGUGGGGCAGCUAAGCUGUUGGCCAUAGGCAUCACUUAUCCAUAUCAAGUUGUGAGGUCUCGACUACAAGUUGCAAAUCCUUCAACUACACAUUAUCACUCCAUUCCUCACUGCAUCACACAUACUUACCGAACUGAGGGUUUUAAAGCCUUUUACAAAGGUUUGGGCACCAAUGCGGUUCGGGUACUCCCCGGUACGUGUGUGACGUUUGUCGUUUACGAAAACCUAUCUAGGUGGUUCCGUGACGUGGCCGAGAAACGAUCCACUUCAAGUUAG
Molecule: messenger RNA, 1137 nt
Organism: Melampsora larici-populina 98AG31
Lineage: Eukaryota; Fungi; Basidiomycota; Pucciniomycetes; Pucciniales; Melampsoraceae
Product: mitochondrial FAD carrier protein
Exons: 6
Coding region: 106-1137 (343 amino acids)
Biological process (GO): nucleotide transport; folate import into mitochondrion
Cellular component (GO): mitochondrion
Molecular function (GO): FAD transmembrane transporter activity; folic acid transmembrane transporter activity
Source: RefSeq, a predicted model, not a curated record